UUGAAAACCAAAUUAUCCAUAUACAUAUAUACCUACAUAUAUAUAUACACAUAUAUAUAUCCAUGUACAUAUAAUCUGUACUAAAAUUGGACCAUAAGCGAGGGAUUUUGUUGGAGCUCACUCCCAUAAGCCGAGGUGUAUUCUCAACAUGAGCGAGAGGGUAACAAGAUCGCAGAAACAACCCUUAGAGCCAGGGUUGAAAUUAUUUCAGCGCAAACGGGCUACGGACGGGCGUCCAGAUCUGAAAGGACUGUAUGAUCAUUUGGACGAGAUCUAUUUUAAUAAUGAGCUCGCAAAUGCGGGCUAUACGUUUCACUGGGGGCCGAAGAUGCCAUCCGCUUCGGGGUGCACGGAUUUGCCUAGGCGCGAGGUGCGCAUAAACUGGGAAGUACACAGCAUGCUUCCUGAAGAAGAUUUGAUCGGGACCAUGCUGCACGAGAUGAUACACGUGAAGCUAUUCCGGGAGAGGAAGGAUUUCGAUAGCCUCAAUCACACUGAGGUAUUCCAAAGAGAAGUGGACCGUAUCAAUGCCAUUGGACCCUAUCGAGCGGACAUUAUUCACCAUCUUCCACAGAGAGUGACUAACCAACUAUAUCCGUACGUAUGGAGAUGUAGAAGCUGUACGUACAAGUUGCGGUCAUCAAGCUCUCUGAUACCUGGUCCGAGAAAUGUCCAUUUUGUGCGUGGGCAAAAAGUUUGCGACAACCCCUUGUGGGUCAAAGUCAAAUAA
Messenger RNA from Leptopilina heterotoma, 730 nucleotides. RefSeq names its product DNA-dependent metalloprotease dvc-1-like. NCBI's taxonomy places the organism in Eukaryota, Metazoa, Arthropoda, Insecta, Hymenoptera, Figitidae. Gene Ontology annotation, molecular function: polyubiquitin modification-dependent protein binding; metalloendopeptidase activity; single-stranded DNA binding. Gene Ontology annotation, biological process: DNA damage response. Gene Ontology annotation, cellular component: nucleus. The record is from RefSeq and is a predicted model, not a curated record. The transcript has 3 exons. The coding region runs from base 149 to 730 and encodes 193 amino acids.